Molecule: messenger RNA, 1985 nt
Organism: Neopelma chrysocephalum (saffron-crested tyrant-manakin)
Lineage: Eukaryota; Metazoa; Chordata; Aves; Passeriformes; Pipridae
Gene: PARN
Product: poly(A)-specific ribonuclease
Exons: 23
Coding region: 44-1888 (614 amino acids)
Biological process (GO): nuclear-transcribed mRNA poly(A) tail shortening
Cellular component (GO): nucleus; cytoplasm
Molecular function (GO): metal ion binding; poly(A)-specific ribonuclease activity; RNA binding
Source: RefSeq, a predicted model, not a curated record
GGAAGCGCUCGGCGGGGCCGGGCCGGGCUGCGGCGGGCGCGGGAUGGAGGUGACCAGGAGCAAUUUUAAGGAUAACCUAAACAAAGUGUAUGAAGCCAUUGAAGAGUCCGACUUCCUGGCCAUCGAUGGGGAGUUUUCAGGGAUCAGUGAUGGGCCUUCUGUUAGUGCAUUAACAAAUGGCUUUGACACUCCAGAAGAAAGGUAUCAAAAACUUAAAAAGCAUUCCAUGGAUUUUUUGCUCUUUCAGUUUGGCCUUUGCACUUUUAAAUAUGGUGACACAGAAGAAAAGUAUAUAAUGAAGUCAUUUAAUUUCUAUAUUUUUCCAAAACCCUUUAACAGAAAUUCACCAGAUGUCAAGUUUGUCUGUCAGAGUUCAAGUAUAGAUUUUUUAGCAAACCAAGGAUUUGAUUUUAAUAAAGUUUUUCGCAACGGAAUUCCAUAUUUAAACCAGGAAGAAGAAAGACAGCUAAGGGAACAGUAUGAUGAAAAGCGUUCUCAAGCCAACGGUGCAGGAUCUCUGUCAUACAUUUCUCCUAAUUCCACAAAGUGUCCUGUAACAAUUCCUGAAGAUCAGAAAAAAUUUGUUGAGAAAGUAGUGGAACAGAUAGAAGACUUAUUAAAGAAUGAAGAAAGCGAAAGUUUGGAACUGGAGCCAUGUACAGGAUUUCAAAGGAAAUUAAUUUAUCAGACCUUGAGCUGGAAGUAUCCAAAAGGUAUUCAUGUUGAAACUCUGGAGUCAGAUAAGAAGGAGAGAUAUAUUGUUAUUAGUAAGGUAGAUGAAGAGGAACGAAAAAGAAGAGAACAGCAGAAACAAGCAAAAGAACAGGAAGAAUUGAAUGAUGCAGUAGGAUUUUCCAGAGUUGUUCAUGCCAUUGCUAAUUCUGGCAAGCUGGUUAUUGGGCACAACAUGCUGCUGGAUGUCAUGCACACCAUACAUCAGUUCUAUUGUCCCCUGCCUGAUGACCUAAGUGAGUUCAAGGAAGUAACAUCAUGUGUCUUUCCCCGGUUAUUGGAUACUAAACUGAUGGCAAGUACACAACCUUUCAAGGAGAUCAUAAAUAAUACAUCACUUGCAGAACUGGAAAAGCGUUUAAAAGAGGUUCCAUUCAGCCCUCCUAAAGUUGAAAGUGCAGAAGGAUUUCCAAGUUAUGAUACAGCAUCUGAACAACUCCACGAAGCCGGAUAUGAUGCCUACAUUACUGGACUGUGCUUCAUUUCUAUGGCUAAUUUCCUAGGUUCCUUCCUCACUCCUCCGAAAAACCAUGUGUCUGCCAGAUCAAAACUCAUUGAACCUUUUUUUAACAAGCUGUUUCUUAUGAGAGUAAUGGACAUACCAUAUCUCAAUUUGGAAGGACCAGACUUUUUGCCUUUUCUAGGUAACAUUCAGGUGUCGUGGAUUGAUGAUACAUCAGCAUUUGUGUCACUGAGCCAGCCAGAGCAAGUUCCAAUAGCUGUAAACACCAGCAGGUAUGCUGAAAGUUAUAGGAUCCAGACAUAUGCAGAAUAUGUUGAGAACAAACAUGAAGACAAACAGGCAAAGAGAAAAUGCACAGAAGACAGUUGGAAGGAGAUGGAGAGGAAACGGUUAAAAACUCAGUGCACACCCUACAUCUCCCAGAGUCGCUACUACUGUGUUAACAGUUUUACAGGUACCAGCACAGUGGGCAAGAGAAGCAUGAGUCCCAUUGAGGAAGAAACUGGUUCUGAUGAUAUGGAAGAGGGAGAGGGCCAAGGUUCAGAAUGUGAUCAGACAGACUCCUGUGCAGAGGCCCUUCCAGAUGGUAAGAAGAGAGCCAAAAAAUUGAAAAAGAUCAAGACAGAUCAAGUUCCAGCAGGAAGCCUCACCACUAGUUCCACUGGAAUUUUUGAAGUCCCUGAAACAUGGUAGGAAACAACUGCCUUAACAAGUGGAGUUGAUUGAAAGCAGUUGAGAGAAUACACCUCUUGGAAGCCAUACUUUAUUUAAAUAAAGUGGUGUUAACAAA